UAAGUGGAUCAUGUGAAAAAAUCUUCGUGAAAGAAAAUUUACAACAAAACAGUGUGGUCUUCAAGCAAUAAAAUGUGGUCACCGGGAGUCCUACUGACGCGCGCCGGUUGGGAAGCCCGCGUGACAAGAGCUGUUUCGACGUCCUCAGCGUCCUCCAGCCAAUGCCGAAUCCGUCGAAAUUAUAGAGCCUUUUCAUCCAGCACAACAUCGUCACCACCCGACGUAGCGUUGUUUCGAAGCGGAAAAAAUGAUAUUUUCUUCAACUUCUCUGCAGAAGGCAGUCUGUGCAAUCAGCCAUUUCGGAAUGUGCUUUUUCAGUGGCGCAAUGAAACUGUGGUUACGAUUGGUAGACAUCAUUAAGGCAAUUAAUAUGAAACUGUAGAAGACGAGGUUAGUACGAUGUAAGUUGUAAAGAGUACAAACUUUUUUAGAUGGAGAAGUAGAGUCUUAUUUCGGUAUACCGUUUCGGAAUGCUGAUCAGGGCAACACAUACACACCAUGAGCAUAGAGAAGAGUCUACGAGUUUAUGUCCUUCCUCCUCUAACCUCGAAACCCCUGGUCAGAAUGCAAGCUAUCGGAGUUAGAAAAAGAUGGGGUCGAGUUAGUCCGGCGAGCUUCAGGUGGCGGUGCAGUGUUGCAGGACCUAGGGUGUCCGACUUUCACUUUCCUAGGCAACGCAAGCGACUACGGUGGAAUCGCCGGGCUCAGCAAGUUCUGUGACCGCAAUUUCAACUUGGUGCUCAAGGCCCUAGAGCGCAGUGGCGUUUCAGGCUGUAGUCGGUCGGGGCGCAAUGACAUCGUUUGGAGCGGACCGGGUGAGGAGGGAGAGAAAGUGAACUAUUAUGCUUAGACUAAACUCAAAAAUCUCAGACUCUUCAUGAUCAAAAAUUGAAUAAUAUCCUCGGAACUUAGUUACACCAAUCACGUGAGGAAUACUUUCCACCAUUUUUUCCUUUAAUCCUCCAAAAUUAGCGGCUCGGCCUUCAAGACGCUCAAGAACAGAGCCAAUGAGGAGAAGAUGAUACAUCAUGGGACUCUGCUUUACAACACGGACUUUGGGGCUUUAGGCUAUGAGUUGUGGUUUCUGUAUCUUCGUCGUCUGACGUGAAUAUGUUGUAGGUGAUGCAAAUUGUAAAUCAGAAAGUAGCGAUAUUUGUUAAAGAAACCAGGAAGAACUUCUUCGUACUCUCCUUGCAGGAGGCUCUCACUUCUGUCUAAUCGCAGCGGUAUCUGACACCAUCCAAGGUCAAGCUCCAGGCGAAGGGCAUCCAGAGCGUCAAGAGCAGAGUUCGGAACCUCAAGGAUUUGAAUCCGGAUUUGUCGCUGGAAGAACUCCUGCUGAACAUGGAGACGGUCUUUUUGGAAGAGUAUUUGUUUUCUAGAGUCCGUCGAUGCUACUGCUAAUAUGUUGCUCGCCUUGAGGUAGCAAUCACUGUCAGCACAUUUCCAUGCAUGAUGUAGGAAGAAGCUGGUCUUUCCCAGACCGACUACUAGUACUACAACAUCCACGACCUCCUACAGAGUCAACCCUUCCGCCGCCUCCCCGCCGACGCAUGAAGUACUUCUUCCCGACACACCAAUGCUGGUGAAAGACCCUGUAUUUCAGGCAACCUAUGAGAAAAUUUCGGAUUGGAACUUUCGGUUCGGCGAAACACCAGAUUUCUCUCACACUAUGGGCCCUGUCCGCUUGCCCAAGAGCCAGGAUCCAGACGGACCGGUGUGGGGGCAGUUCGAGUGCCAUUUGGAGGUAGACUGCCUUCUUUUUCUCUGGUGUGCUAUCGAGGACACAGGAGGAGUUCGUUGUAGUAUUACUCUACCUUUCUUUCUAACCAAAAUAAAUUUCAACCAAAAAUUUCCAAUUCAAAGGUGACCGGCGGCCGUGUCAAACGUGGCGUCGUUUUCAGCGAUUGCCUGUUGCCAGAGGCUGUCACCCAAAUGAACGUGGCGCUUAGGGACUGCGAUUUUGAGUAUUCUGCUGAGGCUUUCGCUCUUUUGAUGAAAGAGAGCACUAAGAAGAUGACAACAGACGAACAGAGGAUCGCAAUUGACUUCGCGACUUGGGCAGGGAAGGAGAUGAAAGCCUAGACGGGCCGCGGAAGUUACUCUGAUAAACUUUGUGUAGUAAAACUAUCAUUGUACCAAUGUAUAGAACCACUGGAAGUGUAAGUGACAUCAAAGCCAAGUGCACUAUCGUAGGCACAAGAAGAAGCUGGACAUGAACUCUUUGCACGAUUGCUGAGUUUGUAGCUUCUAGCCACGUAAAUAUUCAACUCGCGAUAUUGGUACCAGCAAUUGAGGGAGCAGCAGCAAGAAGAGUACCGAGAGAAAUUUGCUUGGAUAGAAGGACCAGAACCCCGUGUGUUGAGUGAUGAUGAUGAUCGAGACGAG
This is a messenger RNA of Amoebophrya sp. A25, 2388 nucleotides long. The record is from the annotation of a GenBank genome assembly. Lineage: Eukaryota; Dinophyceae; Syndiniales; Amoebophryaceae.